Molecule: messenger RNA, 1202 nt
Organism: Hypoxylon trugodes
Lineage: Eukaryota; Fungi; Ascomycota; Sordariomycetes; Xylariales; Hypoxylaceae
Product: glyceraldehyde-3-phosphate dehydrogenase
Exons: 3
Coding region: 177-1187 (336 amino acids)
Biological process (GO): glucose metabolic process
Molecular function (GO): NADP binding; oxidoreductase activity, acting on the aldehyde or oxo group of donors, NAD or NADP as acceptor; NAD binding
Source: RefSeq, a predicted model, not a curated record
UAUGUCGCUCAUAUGCCAUCAUUAACUAACCCCUCCAAAUCCCUCUUCCUCUCUAUUUAAUCUGACCUACCUACCUCAAUUCUUUUUUCUUGAAAAGUUUUCUGAUCAACUCUCAAGGAUUUCCCCAAAACUGCCAAUAAAAAUAUCAUAUUUAGUAAUACAGACCCAGCAUAAAAAUGGUCAAGGUUGGUAUUAACGGUUUUGGCCGUAUCGGCCGUAUCGUCUUCCGAAAUGCCGUCGAGCACGGCGACAUCGAGAUUGUCGCUGUCAACGAUCCCUUCAUUGAGACCCACUACGCCGAGUACAUGUUGAAGUACGACUCGACACACGGUAUCUUCAAGGGAACCGUUUCCCACGAGAGCGAUGGCCUCAUCGUCAACGGCAAGAAGGUCAAGUUCUACCAAGAGCGUGACCCCGCCAACAUCCCGUGGAGCGAGACUGGUGCUGAGUACAUCGUCGAGUCAACUGGUGUUUUCACCACCACUGAGAAGGCCAAGGCCCACUUGAAGGGUGGUGCCAAGAAGGUCGUUAUCUCUGCCCCCUCUGCUGAUGCCCCUAUGUACGUUAUGGGCGUCAACGAGAAGACCUACGACGGCAAGGCCGACGUUAUCUCCAACGCUUCCUGCACAACCAACUGCCUUGCUCCCCUCGCCAAGGUUAUCCACGACAAGUUCACCAUCAUUGAGGGUCUCAUGACUACUGUCCACUCUUACACCGCCACACAAAAAACCGUCGACGGUCCCUCCAACAAGGACUGGCGAGGUGGUCGUACCGCUGCCCAGAACAUCAUUCCCAGCAGCACUGGUGCCGCUAAGGCCGUCGGAAAGGUUAUCCCUGAGUUAAACGGCAAGCUUACCGGAAUGUCCCUACGUGUCCCCACUUCCAACGUCUCCGUUGUCGACUUGACUGUCCGUCUCGAGAAGGAUGCUUCUUACGAUGACAUCAAGGCCACCAUCAAGGCCGCCGCUCAGGGUCCUCUUAAGGGAAUCCUCGACUACACUGAGGACGAUGUUGUCUCUACCGACUUGAACGGUAACACCAACUCUUCGAUCUUCGAUGCCAAGGCCGGUAUCUCCCUAAACAAGAACUUCGUCAAGCUUGUCAGCUGGUACGACAACGAGUGGGGUUACAGCCGACGUGUCCUCGACCUUUUGUCUUACAUCUCCAAGGUCGAUGCUGGCAAAUAAAUUUCUAAACUCUAA